AUGACGGGCCCAGUUCUUCAUGACCGCCAAAUCGAUGGGGUCGGCCGCAACGACGAUACCGGAAUUCCAAUCCCUGUUGUCGAUGGUCGAUCCGACCAUCACCGCCCUGCUUAUCCCGACGUACUCGACAUCCCCAAAUCUCACAAGGCGAUACAGAAACGGCCGGCCGAGGCAACCGCGAGAUUGGGUUGA
Molecule: messenger RNA, 192 nt
Organism: Colletotrichum destructivum
Lineage: Eukaryota; Fungi; Ascomycota; Sordariomycetes; Glomerellales; Glomerellaceae
Exons: 1
Coding region: 1-192 (63 amino acids)
Source: RefSeq, a predicted model, not a curated record